AUGACUGAAUCGUCGAACUACGUAGAGAAUGACGUCAAUUUAGAAUUAAAUGAGACAGCUAAUAGUGAUAAUGAACAGAAUUCCAUUGAAGAGGGAAAGCAUGUAGUAGUAACACAGAAACAAAAUCCAAUCACUCAUCGAAGGAUAAAAGGUGUUUUUCGUAAAGAAUGGUUAUCAGUAAAAAAAUACCAUUUGGAAAAUUUCGAUUUAGAAUAUGGACCGUCACGCGACGAAGAAAUAGCUGUAACUCCCGACGUAUGUAAUAAUGUAUCGAUAGAAGCUUCGGCUUCAGUAGAUCAUAAACAUAACGCAAUGAAUAUUAAUAAUUUAACCGAUGAAGAUAUUGAAGCCGGUCGUCAAAAACAAAUGACAAGAUUGGAAAAUCAGAAAUUACAUUAUAAACAGCAUAAACGAGAAUCAUUCAACAUUGAUAAUUAUACAAAAAUAUCAAAUAACAAUCUGUCUGAUAAACAAAAUAAAAAUGAAGAAACUGUUGCUAUAAAUACAACAAAAAGUUUAUUUACAAGUCAAAAUGUUAACUCUACAGCAACAUCAUUCGAUAUUGAUUCUUAUUUAGCUCAAACGUACGACCUAGAUGAUACAGCUGAACCGCAAUGCCAAGAGGAAGAGGAAUAUAGUGAUAUAGAUUUUGAUCUUAUUGAUACAUUUGAUACAGCUGAAAAUAAUUCAACAUACGAUAACAGUAAUGAUGAGGAUAAUAACGAGAUUUGUACAACACGUAUAAAUAAUGAACCACUACAUUCUUAUACAAUGUUAGGAACAAAUAAUGCUUGCAUGGAAUUCUUACAAUUAGUACGCGAUUCACAAAUUAGUAAACAUCAAGCGCAACGUUUUCUGUCACUUAUUAAUAAUAUUUUGCCUCAACCGAAUGCAAUGCCCAAUACGAUGGAUGAAUUAUUAACAAUCUUGAAUAUUACAAAUUAUUUUUACAAAUGCACUGUUUGUAUAUUGUGUAAAACACUGCUUAACAACAAAGAAACUAUAUGUGAUAAAUGUCCAACAGCUGAAGCUAAACAUACAGCUCAAAUUUAUGAUACAAAUUUUUCAGCCCUAUUAUCAGUAGUUGUAUCAAGAUUAGCGAUAGAAAUUUCACCAAUAUAA
Didymodactylos carnosus is the source of this 1122-nucleotide messenger RNA. Lineage: Eukaryota; Metazoa; Rotifera; Eurotatoria; Philodinida; Philodinidae. The record is from the annotation of a GenBank genome assembly.